Anoplophora glabripennis (Asian longhorned beetle) is the source of this 1271-nucleotide messenger RNA. RefSeq names its product TCDD-inducible poly [ADP-ribose] polymerase-like. Gene Ontology annotation, molecular function: NAD+ poly-ADP-ribosyltransferase activity. The transcript has a single exon. Lineage: Eukaryota; Metazoa; Arthropoda; Insecta; Coleoptera; Cerambycidae. The coding region runs from base 180 to 1010 and encodes 276 amino acids. The record is from RefSeq and is a predicted model, not a curated record.
GUACAGAUAAAUUAACUACAAUAGUCAUUCAGUCAUUAUUCACCGAUUUGAAGUGUUGAUUUGAUUGUUCAUUGUAGUGAUGUAGUGCGUAAAUGGGAUUUUUUUUCUAAGGAGAAGCCCUAGUACUCCUAGUACAUUAAAUAAGCAGUUUUUCGAACUCUGAAACCAAUAUUGGAAGUAUGGACGGUGCACAAAACGAAAAUACAAAUUUGGAGCAAAUGUUGCAAACCCUUCGAGAAGAAAUGCAGAUGCCAAAAUUACAGGAAGACCUGAUUUCUCAAUUUCAAGGAUUGUCAAUUACAAAUAGUGAAACUAAUGAGAGUAAAGAUGAGACUACAGAGGACUGUAGUUUUCAACCAAUGUCUAUUGAAGUUAAUUCGAACCUGAUAUACGAAUUUUUACAUGACGAUGAAAACUAUACUUGCUUAACCAGCAGUAAUAAUAUUUACAUUCUAAUACCUCUGCAAGACAAUUGUUUGGAGUUCUCAGCUAUAAAAAACCUGUUUACCAGUACCAUCAAAAGAUGCUUCAAAGUGAACAACAUUAUGAAAAUAUAUAAUCCAUAUCUUUUAGCGCAGUAUAAAUUAAUGGAAAAGUCUUACAAGAAAAGGUACGGCCGCACUAGUACAAGGCAACUUUUCCAUGGUACAAAGAGAGAAAAUAUAGAUAGUAUCUGCAAAUAUAAUUUUGACUGGAGAUUGAAAGGUACCGCACGAGGAACCAGAUUUGGGCAAGGAGUGUAUUUUACACCAAUAUCAAAUUAUGCCACAUAUUUUGGAGACAAAACUUAUGAAAAGGUCAUGAUUGUGGCUAACGUCCUCGUCAGUAAUAAAUUUGUGGGUGCUGAGGACACAGUUAUUCCUCCACUUAAUUGUGAUACGACAACAAAGGAAAAUGAACAUGUUUUCGUGAAGUAUGAAGAUAAUACGUUUUACCCUGCUUAUGUAAUAUAUUAUGAAGGUAGAAACAAUUAUAAGAAAAAUCAACCUCGCCGUCAUUUUUUCAUAUAACUACAUUUUAUAGCUUUUAAGGUGAUUUGAGAAUUUUUUUUUGCAAAUCUUUUUUAAUGUAUCAACUUUUGUGUUAUAAUUUUUUAAUACUGUACGCAUGUUAAUGCAACUGAUUUUUUUUUAUUUUAGUGCUUAUGCAUGAUUAUAUAUCUAAGAAAUAUAUUCUGUUACUUUUUAUAAAUAUUUUAUAUAAAUAUUAUCACAUUUCUAAACAUAUUCAGCCUUUGAAAAGCUGAAUGAUAAUUUUACAUGUACAUGUAC